AUGGGUGUCCUGAUCACCAUCCGCUCCGACUCUAGCUACUGUACGUAUGUUACCGACCAAUAUCCUAAAGCCCUUUUCGAGAAGGCCAUGCGCUAUCUAGGGUCUAUGAGAGAUAACUGUAUACUAGAGCAGCAGGAGACUCUCAUUAGGGAUCUCUAUGAGUCUAUUAUCUAUGCAAUCUUUAGUAGCAAUAAGAUUAAGAAAGCCAGACUCGGUCUUGAUGUUAUAUAUUAUCUGUGUUAUAAAAUACUGCGCAGUGAACUGGUUCCCGACAUUAAUAAGCGCGAUCUGGAGUACGAAUCGAAAGUCCUUGAGCCACUGUAA
Molecule: messenger RNA, 324 nt
Organism: Fusarium poae
Lineage: Eukaryota; Fungi; Ascomycota; Sordariomycetes; Hypocreales; Nectriaceae
Exons: 1
Coding region: 1-324 (107 amino acids)
Source: RefSeq, a predicted model, not a curated record